AUGUUUCAAGAAUGUGAAAGAAUUCGUACGGCUUAUUAUGAUAUAUCUAAAAAUUUAGCAAAUAUUUCGGAUAAUUUAGAAGAACGAGUACGUGAAUUUAAGAUUCAGAAAUUCGAUCUUGACCGGGAAGCUUUAAAUUUGCAAUCUGAAGCAAAAUAUGCACAGGUUGAAUGUGUAGUCUUAGGUGGCUCUUUUGGAGUAUUUGUUGGUAUUAUUGCAGGAAUUGGUGUAGGCACUUAUACACUUCCAUUUGACGGCGGAGUGGUGUUUUUGUCAACUAUUAUUGCAAGUAUGGGGGCAGGUUCUUUGUUCGGUCAAGUAUUAGAAGAAAAGAUUCAUAAAUCAGCUCGACAUAAAAUUGCAAAAGCGGAUAAAAUUUACGAAAAAGUAGAUUACGUUAAUAAGGUCAUUGAAGAUGUUGAAUUUUUUAAAUCUGGUGUUCAGAAAUUCGAAAGGUUUUGGAUUGGACAUGUUGAGCAUUUUACGAAUGUACAAAAAAUAAUUGAGAGUUCCUCCAAAGGUAAUAUUGACAUGAAACCUAUCAAAGUUCAGACCAUUCUUAAUGAUUGGAAUAAGGCAAAGAAUUCUUUAUAUAAUUAUGGAAUCAGUGUAGAAA
Racocetra fulgida is the source of this 616-nucleotide messenger RNA. NCBI's taxonomy places the organism in Eukaryota, Fungi, Glomeromycota, Glomeromycetes, Diversisporales, Gigasporaceae. The record is from the annotation of a GenBank genome assembly.